AGUUUACACCUGAAGGAGGAAAAAAACAAACCAGAUGCCAAUGGUGCUGUUGUCAAGGCAGACGACAACAUAGAGAAGACGGAGGAUGAGGAGAAAGAGGACAGAGCUGCCCAGUCCUUGUUGAACAAGCUCAUUCGCAGUAACUUGGUUGACACAACAAAUCAAGUGGAAGUGCUGCAGAGAGACCCCACAUCGCCCCUCUACUCCGUGAAGUCUUUCGAGGAACUGCGACUGAAAUCACAGCUCCUGCAAGGAGUCUAUGCCAUGGGCUUCAACAGACCAUCUAAGAUACAAGAGAAUGCACUGCCUAUGAUGCUUGCUGAAAGCCCACAGAACUUGAUCGCACAAUCUCAGUCCGGUACUGGCAAGACGGCUGCCUUUGUCCUGGCCAUGCUUAGUCGUGUUGAACCCGGGAACAAGUACCCUCAGUGUUUGUGCCUUUCCCCAACAUAUGAGCUGGCGCUUCAAACAGGAAAAGUGAUUGAACAGAUGGGAAAGUUUUAUCCGGAGCUGAAACUUGCGUAUGCUGUCCGGGGCAAUAAAUUGGAGAGAGGCCAGAAGAUCUCCGAGCAGAUUGUCAUCGGCACACCUGGCACCGUGCUGGACUGGUGUUCCAAACUGAAAUUCAUCGAUCCCAAGAAAAUCAAAGUCUUUGUCUUGGAUGAGGCUGAUGUGAUGAUAGCAACACAAGGCCAUCAGGACCAGAGCAUCCGCAUUCAGAGAAUGCUCCCCAGGGACUGCCAGAUGCUUCUGUUUUCAGCCACUUUUGAGGACUCUGUGUGGAAGUUUGCUCAAAAAGUUGUUCCUGACCCAAACAUUAUCAAACUGAAGCGAGAGGAGGAGACACUGGACACUAUUAAGCAGUAUUACGUUCUGUGCAGUAACAGAGAUGAGAAGUUCCAGGCGCUCUGUAAUAUCUACGGCGCUAUCACCAUUGCCCAGGCUAUGAUCUUCUGCCACACUCGGAAGACGGCCGGCUGGCUGGCAGCAGAGCUCUCGAAGGAAGGCCAUCAGGUGGCAUUGCUCAGCGGGGAAAUGAUGGUGGAACAGAGAGCCGCGGUGAUAGAACGUUUCCGAGAGGGCAAAGAAAAGGUGCUGGUGACCACAAACGUCUGUGCCAGAGGGAUUGAUGUAGAGCAGGUCUCUGUCGUUAUCAACUUUGACCUUCCUGUGGAUAAAGAUGGAAAUCCAGAUAAUGAAACUUAUCUGCACCGGAUCGGACGUACAGGUCGUUUUGGCAAGCGAGGACUGGCUAUUAACAUGGUGGACAGCAAGCACAGCAUGAAUAUUCUCAACAGAAUCCAGGAACAUUUCAACAAAAAGAUAAACAAAUUGGAUACCGACGACUUGGAUGAAAUUGAGAAGAUCACUAACUGAAGUACAGCUGCUGGAACUGGUGUGUACCCUGCUGUGGAAGCUCUCCCACUACAAUUGGAUCAGCGUUCAGAUUGGCACGCCUCUCAGCUAGUCCCGAAAAGGACUCUCUUAAGAUAUGAGUACACAAAAAUUACCUCAUUUUAAAAAUUGCAGCUGGACUUCAAAUUGUGCAACUAUGGGGAGGAAGAGGAAAUGUUUACAGAAGCUUUUAACAUUUCUUAGUUUAGCCUUAAAAUGGGAAGAUCUUUUGAAUUCUAAGAAAUACACUUGCCAAAAACGGGCAAGAUGUAAUUAUCUGAAACAAAUUGAAAAAAAAAAGCUUUAUUGCCUUUAAUUGGAGUAGAGUUCAGCAUUAACCUGAUCAGUUAAAAUUCAACAGUCAGAUACCUAAUGGACAUAAG
This is a messenger RNA of Phaethon lepturus (White-tailed tropicbird), 1778 nucleotides long. Its product is annotated as ATP-dependent RNA helicase DDX19B. Lineage: Eukaryota; Metazoa; Chordata; Aves; Phaethontiformes; Phaethontidae. The record is from RefSeq and is a predicted model, not a curated record. Bases 265 to 1377 code for a protein of 370 amino acids. The transcript has 11 exons. Gene Ontology annotation, biological process: poly(A)+ mRNA export from nucleus. Gene Ontology annotation, molecular function: RNA helicase activity; RNA binding; ATP binding. Gene Ontology annotation, cellular component: nucleus; cytoplasmic stress granule.